Molecule: messenger RNA, 2496 nt
Organism: Exophiala viscosa
Lineage: Eukaryota; Fungi; Ascomycota; Eurotiomycetes; Chaetothyriales; Herpotrichiellaceae
Exons: 1
Coding region: 1-2496 (831 amino acids)
Source: RefSeq, a predicted model, not a curated record
AUGCCCAGCAAGUAUUCGCAUAGCGUUGUUCUGGCAAGCUAUUCCAGCCAGGGCAUCAUCAAUUCACCCAGCUAUCAGGACUGGGACUACAAUGGGAGUAACGGGUCUUCUACUCCUGUGAACGUUUACGAGCAAGAACCACCUCCUCGUCCGGAAAAAACAAAGUCGACUGUACCCGCGACCGCACAAUCUGCUUUUCGGGAAGAACGAAGCACGAACCGACAUAACAAGUCGCACUCAAUAUCGAAGAAGCAUGAAUCUUCAUCUUAUUUUGGUCCGGUCGCAGAUCCGGCCACUGGUAAAAUCGUCGACAAAUAUGUAAAGAAAUCAAGGAGAAAGGACGCCGUCAGACAUGAUGCUUCCCAAAAUCGUCUGUCUGUUGCCAAACCUCAAGGCGGCGCAUCGCCUGAUUUUCGCCUAUCCGGUCCUUUCGAUCCUUUCGCUGGAGCUCCCGAGUUUGUACCAAACGUGGAGGAGACCUCACCUGAACCAGAUCUCGAAGGCCUUGCACUUACAUCACCUGAUCCAGAGCCCAGAGGACAGCAAAAUGCGAACACCUCGAGGCCAAUUCGCAGACCUAUUGAACCAAGAAACGAUGUGCAACAGAGACCAUCCAUCAAGACGCCUGAGAGAUCGAGUGCGCGGAUAAGGGCUCCUGGCACCGAAUCGCUGCUCUCAAUCCAGCAAUUUCUAGACCUGUCGCCACGGGUCAAUGGGUCAGCUCCGCCAACACAGCGCCGAAUUUCACAGCAACAAACUGCGCUUAAUAGCCACCCACCAUCUCUGUCACCAGCUUUUCACGCUAAACCGACUAGACCUCCAGCGCAAAAGAUGGACUCGAGUAACUCCCUCGAUCGAAGUGCGACCAGCUUCAUCGAUUCCUCGGAUGAAGAGCAUGAGGAGCUCCGGGCAUCUGCUCGUCAGUUGCACCGACGACCUGUGUCGGUUGCACCAAGGCCACAGAGGACAGCCCCGCAGCCUGAUUUCGCAAUGGAACUGGCAGAGCUGCAGAGCGCUUCACGCCACAAGCAUGGACCGAGAAGGUCUUCACAACAGACGAUUCCGAAAUCGAACAGGCAGGGCGCUCCAGAUAAGGGUAAUGGAGCGAGGAGGACUUCACAACACGUAAACCAAAUACCGAACAGGCAGUCAAGGCAGUAUCCUACAGGCAUCGACAAUAGCGAUGCCGCCCACGACCUUCCUUUGCAAAGACAUUCGCCCCUCCCGAUGCAGACACCGGAACGCAGGACUCUAAGACGAACAGGCUCGCUACAGAAUAAGCCAUUGUUCGAUGUGCCAGAUGAGCUAUUGAGUCCCCUGCCUCAAGGGUCGCCUUACUCACCGGGCUCGGCUACUCCCUGGACGACUAUUUCGAAUGCCGAGCAAGAGCCCGACUUCUCGGGGUUCUCUGAUAAAGCCGAACCGGACGAUUAUCUCUCGCACGACACGUCGUCAUCUGGGUAUGUCCACGUUAACCAACGAUAUUAUAGAUCGACUCACGAUCAUGUCACCGAGCCCGAGCCCCAACCCGAGCCAGAACCAAGAUCCUACGUUGCGCCUGCUCAAGUGAGCAUGCAGAGUCCCAUAAGUCCGAUGUCAGGCCAAUUCCCUAUCAGUCCAUCGUUCUCAAUUCCAGAUCGUACUGGUCGAGCAUCACGCAUCUCCUCUAUCAGUCAGCAACGACCAGCACUGUCCAGGAGUCGAGGCCCAGAGUCCAGGAAUCCGGUUGAAAGUCUCCCGUCUCCUACUUCAGAGCGCGGUCUCCGGUCUCCUUCAAUAAGCUCGAGUAUGAGCAUUCCUCGCAAACCUGUGAACCCGAUGCCGUAUUUCGGAACGCCGUCCGUGAUCAGAGAUCCACAGGAAUUGGCCAGGCUGAAUGUACAGAACGUCUCGCGGUCGACCACACCUUUGCCAAUCAAGGGCAAGCCUUCGCCGCAGAAGUUCUUGCAGCAGCAACGGCAAAGACUACGGUCGUCAUCGGAGCUAGCUAGAACAUCUCAGGUGGGUAGAUCUUCUCGAAGCUUGCACACGCCGGAGCCGACGACGAAGUCACCUGCGGCAUCAAUCCUGUCCAGCCGACGUCCCAGUGUGCAGACUCCAAACUCGGCCAAUUUCGGUGAAGAAGGCUGGGGUCGAGUCUCCGUCGAGCCUACCGGCUGGAAUGGUAGCUUUGCGCACCUGGGAACAACACCUGCUGCUGGUCGAUCGCAAGUAAGUGUGGCGCGAAGUGUUGCGCCAGAACCAGUGCCCAACGAAGAGGAGGACGAAGAUGCAGCCCUGCCACCGCCUGAUAUCUCGCGGCGUCGGCAAUCUGAAGACACCCGUGCUGGUUCGGCCCUUCCUUCGCGGAGUCAGUCUCGCGUCGGUGUGGGCGUUCGUGGUGGGAUCGAUGGGUUGGAAGAUAUGCUUCGAGAACAAGAACAGGAUACUGCACCUGUGGAAAAGACGAGGAGCCGAUCAAGGAGCAUUUUGAGCAGGUUUAGCAGAAGAUGGUGA